Closterium sp. NIES-67 is the source of this 2733-nucleotide messenger RNA. NCBI's taxonomy places the organism in Eukaryota, Viridiplantae, Streptophyta, Zygnematophyceae, Desmidiales, Closteriaceae. The record is from the annotation of a GenBank genome assembly.
CAUGAUGCAAAGAACCAACAUGUCUGCAUCAUCAGAGAGACCUGGAGUAUUUAGGAAGACAGGCCGUCAGGAGGAAAACUUCCAGUUGACAAAUUCUUGUAGUCAGUUUAGCUUUUCUCUCUCUGUACCAGAGUUUCUCGUCAUUCUUCUAGACAUUGCUCGGCCUUAACCACAACUGCUAUAGGUAAUCGUAGACUUCGAGACGGGCUUGUGUACAGGGUGCUUCUGGGCGGUUCUCGUCGACAAGUCAGAGCAAGCUCCCUGUGAAGCAUCAUAGCUUUUGCUGCGUAUUUAGAGGCACCAUGAAGUGGGAAUCUAGCCGUCCGUUGGACAUCCACUCCUCGCCGUCUCGCCCUGCGCACGCGGACUCCGUGCUUGCGCUUCCCCUCUCGACUCCCCUUCUCCAGCCGCCUCCUCCCCACGUGUCCGUUGGUCGCCGAGCAGCUCACCUCGCCGAAGUCUUCACUCCGAAUCAGCGGUUCGCCUCCGUUCCAGCAGUCCCGGGAGGUUCCUCUCUUCAACCGUCCGCCUUGCCUUCUAUCGAGGGGAACACCAGUGGCACCAGCAGUCGCAGUCGCACCGCCACGUCAUCGCUAUCGUUAUCACUGCCGUCCUCGACGUCGUCGUCGCCGCCGUCGCUUCCGUUCGGCGGUCCUUGCCGGGCCAAGCCUGUAGAUUCAGCAGGACCAGCAGUGUUGAAGCGGGGGAAAUCCGCUGGUUACAAAGAGAGGCUGUUGCCGGCGGACAGUUCUGCUGCAUCGAACCCUGACUCGGAAACUGCUACAAGAUCGAGUGCUUCCGGCUCGCGGCAAUCAACGGUACCUCCGUCCAGUAGUGUCAGUUUCAGGGGGAGGAGUAACUCGGGCAACAGAUUGGUCAGCAGGAGCGAGGAAAACGGCGAUAUCACUCGGCGAGACGACGGGCGCGCACAACAGGCGGUCACGGAGUGGGGGGAUUCCGGGCUCUCCGCCCCUUUAGUUGCGUUCGAGCGGCGGCUGGACGAGGCGGAGGAGUGGCUAGGAGCCGCCAUGACGGCGCUUGGCGCGCGCAGCCGCUCCCUCGCGCAAGCCGCCGCCACCGCGGCGAGUUUCCCGCAGGAGCGGUGGGAGAAGGCGCGCGGCCGAUGGCAAGCGAAACUAAGAGUGGAAGGCGGAAGGGUGCCUGCUAGGCCACGCGGGACGCAGCGCCGGUUGGCAGUGAAAGAAACGCAGCUGCAGGAGGAGGCGGCGGGAGAGCGGAGGGUGCAGAUUUCGGGAGCGGAGGGAGCGGAGGGAGCGGAGAGGGAACGGCGGGAGGGGGAGCGGGAAGGGAAGGGGGUGCGGGUGCGGGGUGGAGUUCCGGAGCAGCUGAUGUGUGGCGCGUUUGCGGGAAUUGUGUCGCGGACUGCCGUGGCACCGCUGGACCUGAUUCGGACGCAUCUGAUCAGCAGCAACGGCCUCCCCGGCGCGCACAAGACGGCGGGGAGCGUCUUUUCCGCAAUCAUGGCGAGGGACGGCUGGAAGGGCUUCUUCCGAGGCAACGGUGUCAACUGCCUGCGCGUGGGGCCGCACAAGGCCGUAGAGCUCUGCACCUUCGAGAUGCUCAAGCGCCUCCUCUGCCGCCCGGGCCACCCGCUGCAGCACGUGGCGGCGCCGCUCUCGGGCGCGGCUGCCGGGCUCGCAGGCACGCUGCUGACGUACCCGUUAGAGCUCAUCCGCACGCGCAUCAGCGUGCAGCCCGAGCUGUACCGCGACCUGGGGUCUACCGUACGGAGGAUCGUUCAGGAAGAGGGCGCCCUCUCCCUUUACCGGGGAAUAGUGCCAUCACUGCUGGGCGUGGUGCCGUACGCAGCCAGCAACUACUUUGUGUACGACGCGCUCAGGACGGCAUACAGGAAGGCCACUGGCAGGGACCAAGUGCCCAACGAGGUCACGCUGCUGUUUGGGGCUGCGGCUGCGUCUGCCUCCAGUGCUGUGACCUUCCCGCUUGAGGUGGUUCGCCGGCGGCUGCAGCUAGGCGUCACAGGCACGGCAGGGCCCCAGACAGCCAUUGCCAUCCUCAAGGGCAUCUGUGAGGCAGACGGGGUUAUGGCCGUGUACCGGGGGCUGGGCACCACGUGGCUGAAGCUUCUCCCGGCUGCUGGCAUCUCGUUUGUGUGCUAUGAGGCGGCACGGGUGGCACUGAGGGUAGAUGACGCCAGCAUGGCUGGAGGGCAGGAGAGCAGUGGUUUAAGCAGCAGCAGCAGCAGCAGCAAGAGGGCGGGUGAGGAGGAGCAGGGAGAUGAUGGGAAAGGCUUGGAGAGGAGUGGAGAAGGCAAGUGAAGGCUGAGAGGACGGGUGGGCACCACGCGGCGCACGGUGGCGGAAUAAAGUGGCUGUUGACUGUGGCUGGUGGAGGUGUGCCAGUAGGUUGCCUUGGGGGGGGAGUGGGCACAAACCACUACUUGCCGCGACAGAGGCAGGUGCUGCUGCGGAUAUGCCAGGGUUAACUCCUGACUCCCUGGUUGUGCUGUGUAUAACACCCAAGGCUGCAGUCGGUGUGGUGUGGUGGGCCCCCUUGUGCGGGCCUGCCACGCUUUACUCUUGAGAUCAUGUGCAUUUGUCAUUAUGUAGAUCGCCUCUUGGCCACACUGUGUUUUCCCUGCCAGUCCUGGCCAGGGGCUUCUUGUAGCAUGCUGUAAAGGGCCAGCCAGAUCAUGAUGUUUUCUUGUCUGCUCAUUUGUUCAUAUCAAUCUUGCUGCCGAAACCGGUUAAU